Messenger RNA from Cotesia congregata, 1401 nucleotides. The record is from the annotation of a GenBank genome assembly. Lineage: Eukaryota; Metazoa; Arthropoda; Insecta; Hymenoptera; Braconidae.
AUGGCCGGCACUUAUAAAAAUUAUAUGAAACUACUGGAAGCCUGGCCUGCAGAUAAGUCUAAACCUGGAAGAGAUUUGGGGCAGUACAUUAGAGAUCGAAUAAAAUUAGAAUUUUCUACUAAUAAAGUACGAAGUCAAGCUGAAAAAGAAGAGUGUGAUCGUAACUACACAAGUCUUCAAAGAAUAUCAUCAAAUCAUUACGCAAAGUUAUAUCCUCGAAAGCUUAAUAGUUCAGGAACUGGUUUAAGUUACGAACAGUGUAAUUGCGCUCUAAGUCCUGAAGUAUUAGAGAGUUACCAGAGACAAAAACAAAUGAACCAGCUAAUACUAAAUAAAUUACCUUUAAAGCUGGGUGUAAGGUAUUUUACUCAAGUUGCUGCAGAACUAUCAGAAAAAGUAUAUACUCGACCUCACACACCCGUUAUGGUUAAUGAAGUGAUUAAAUAUUUAAAACCUUCAGCUGGUGAGACAUUUAUUGAUAUGACUUUCGGCGCUGGUGGCCAUUCAACUCGAAUUAUUGAAUCUGCACCAAAUAUUAAAAUUUAUGCAUUAGAUAGAGAUCCGGUUGCUCAUAAUUAUGCUAAGAUUAUGGCAGAAAAAUAUCCUGGACAAAUUAUACCAUUACUUGGAAGAUUUUCAGAGUUACCAGGAUUAUUGAAAGAACAAAGAGUUUUGCCAAAUAGCAUUGAUGGUUUUAUUUUUGAUUUUGGCUGCUCUUCUAUGCAGUUUGAUAUUGCAGAGCGGGGUUUUGCUUUAUCAAAGGAUGGACCUCUUGAUAUGCGAAUGGAUGGAUUUCGAUGUCCAGAUAAGCCGACUGCUGCUGAUGUAUUAGAAAGAUGUACUGAACAAGAUUUAGCUCGCAUAAUAAAGUAUUACGGAGAAGAAAAACAAUAUAAAAAAAUAGCUCGUGCUCUUAUUGAAGCAAGAUACAUGUUUAAAAGCUUGAAAACAACUAAAGAGCUUGCACGUUUAGUGGAGUCUGUUCUUGAUAAAGAUUUUCGAACUGAUAGACUUGGUAGAUUUGCUCACUCGGCUACUAAAGUCUUUCAAGCAUUACGAAUAUUUGUUAAUAAUGAAUUAAAUGAAAUAAAUUAUGCAAUAUUAAUUGCUGAAAAAUAUUUAAAAAUCAAUGGACGUCUUAUUACAAUAUCUUUUCAUUCACUUGAAGAUACGGUUGUAAAACGUCAUUUGUCUGGUAAUAUAACUGAUAAUGCUGCUAAUAUUUCAUCAAUGAGAUUCCAAAAUUAUGGAAAAACUUUUUCUCACAGUCAAGUUGUGGAUAUGACUGAAUCGCCAUGGAGAAUGCUUCAUAAACAUGUUAUACUUCCUAGUGAUGAAGAAAUUAAUGAGAAUCCUCGAUCUCGGUCGGCUAAAUUUCGAGCAAUAGCGAAAGUUAAAUAA